ACACGAGAAUGACGCCUGAGGUCAUUUCGAGUACUUAAUACGGCGCAUCAUCUACUUUAGAAAGCUACCUUAUAUUUACACUGAUCUACGUAAAUGGAACAAUUAAAUUCUAAUAUGCAUUCUCAAUUAUCGGAAAGCAUAAUUCAACGGUUACGUCAUAAAAAAAUAUUCACUGUAAUCGAUUUUAUAAUCGAGGAUCAAGACAAAUUAAGAACUGUAACGAAUCUUUCAUUUAAGGAAGUGAUUGACAUUAAGAAAAAUCUUACAGACAAAUUUGGUGGCAUUAUAAAAAGACCCUCAGUUUUAUGGAAAUUAGAACAACUAAAUACAGUUCGCACUAAAAUAAGAAGUUUGGAUGAUUUACUAGGCGGUGGUUUAAAUCCUGGUCAAAUAUAUGAAGUAUGUGGUUUAUCUUCCUCUGGAAAAACACAAUUAUGUCUAACAAUUGCAAGUAAUAUUGUAUUAUUACCGAAUAGUCUUGUGAGGUACAUUGAUACCAAAGGAGAUUUUUUUGCCUCCAGAGUAAAGAAUAUUUUGAAGUAUAGGACUAACAGCAAAGAGGAAAUCAAUAAAGCGAUGGAGCAGAUAAGAAUUACAUUGGUGCGAGAUUCUAAUAAAUUACUUGUUAUUCUGCAAUAUAUAAUAAAUAUUUUAAAACAAGAGAAUGAUAUGCGUACAAAAGCCUUAAUCAUCGACUCUCUGCCAGGAAUAAUUUUUAAAUCUUCUAAGGACCCAGAAAUUAAUUUUAUUUUAAAUCAUUUAUCAAAUCUAUGUCGAUUUAUAGCGAAUGAAUUUAAUAUACCUAUUAUUAUAGUAAAUUUAAUAACUCAUUGGACACUGCCAAAUGAUAGAAGCAGUGGAUCCGCAACAAAAGAAACACAAACAUUAGUAAAUCCUGCAUUAGGAAAAUAUUGGCUGCAUAUACCCAAUACAAGAUUACUCAUUGAAAAGUUAAAUAAUAAUUAUAGAAGAAUUUCUGUUUGGAAAAGUUUUCAAAUUAAAAUGGAUUCUGUAUGCAAUGUUAAAUUAAACGAAGCUGGUGUUACAUGAGUGAUAUAUAAUUUAUUGAAAGUAUAUUAGAGAGUAAUUGUAUAAAAAUCAUAAGUUUAAGGGGACUAAAAUUGUUCAUCAUCUUUUGUUCAAAGCAUGUGAAACUUUAGUGACAGAUAUGAAAAAAAUAAAAAUAUGUAACA
This is a messenger RNA of Polistes canadensis, 1193 nucleotides long. It is a transcript of the gene Rad51D, whose product is annotated as DNA repair protein RAD51 homolog 4-like. Gene Ontology annotation, molecular function: ATP binding; single-stranded DNA binding; four-way junction DNA binding. Lineage: Eukaryota; Metazoa; Arthropoda; Insecta; Hymenoptera; Vespidae. The record is from RefSeq and is a predicted model, not a curated record. The coding region runs from base 94 to 1050 and encodes 318 amino acids. Gene Ontology annotation, biological process: reciprocal meiotic recombination; double-strand break repair via homologous recombination; DNA strand invasion. The transcript has 5 exons. Gene Ontology annotation, cellular component: replication fork; centrosome; Rad51B-Rad51C-Rad51D-XRCC2 complex.